CGACACAACAGCGGCCUGUUGACUGAUUCAAAGAGUCGACGUGUGCGGAUCUCCAUUAACGGGUCUCGAUUAACGGAUCUCCAGAUUCACAAUUUCAAUCGUCGAUAUGUCCGUAGCCAGAGUCAUCUCGCAGAGUCGGACCGCCCUUUCCAGGGGCUUCACAACCCGACGCGCCGCUGGCUCGUUACUCCACUUUGUCAGCACAGCAGCUCCGCAGCUCCAGUUCUCCUCAAGUGCGCGGAUUCAGGAAGAAGUUGUUCAGGCGCCGGCUACAGGGCGAGAGGCUCCUCUUACGGCGAUCUGCAACGCGACCCCUGGAAACAAUGCGCACUCCAUUGCCGUUACGAAAAUGGCCUGGAACACUGUCCCGGCUGAUGUCGAACAACUUCUUCGCAACGCUGGCUGUCCUAUCAAGAAGCUCCAGAUGCGAAUCGAGCGUUUUACUUUCCAAAGUGAUACUUCCGCCUUCAUCGAGCUUGGUAGCAAAGAGCAAGUGGACAAGGCCGUUAAGGCGUUGAACAAUCAGAAAGUCAAUGGGCGCACCCUGAAAGUCACCCCGAUGUCGGACACAUUCUACUGGGACUCCGGUUUCAAAAAGCACCAGAGAUUCUUCUACUAUGACGCUACCACUCCAUCCCAGGCAAUUCAGGGCGUCCUGGACGGUCGAAGGUACAGAUUGUACGUUGAGAACCCUGGCUGGGUCCCCGAGGUGGAUGAGGCUAUGUCCGUCAAUGCCAAAAGACGUGAAGUCAUCAAUAAGGCCUUCGAACCCUUCAACGUGGAGGCAAUAGGUGCGGUGCACCCGGUAUGGAAGAAGGACGGGCGAGGCCACAAGACAUUUGUGACACACAUCGAAUUCUCGACGAAGGAGGAUGCGCAGCGCGCGGUGGACGCCCUGAACGACACCGUUGUCGAGGGAAAGCUUGUGGAACUAAAGCCGUUCACUGUCAUUGGCAAGCGAGCCGAGCAUAUCGGUAGAGUGGACAAGGGUGUUCUUGCCCAGUUGCAGGAGGCUGGUCUCCUUACCUCAGAGGGUGACCCAGAUGCCAUGUAAAUUUUGUCAUUAUCCGGCAGUCACCAUGUAAGAUACCUUGUAUACUGAGCAUUGCAAAGUGCAAUUGGGAUGAUUGGAAAGAGAAGACACAUAGCUUUUCCGAUAUGGACUAUGAGAAUCCACUUCGGUGUCCUUCACGAACUGCCCUUUCCGCC
This is a messenger RNA of Didymella exigua CBS 183.55, 1209 nucleotides long. RefSeq lists its product as uncharacterized. Gene Ontology annotation, molecular function: mRNA binding. The transcript is spliced from 2 exons. Gene Ontology annotation, cellular component: cytosol. Lineage: Eukaryota; Fungi; Ascomycota; Dothideomycetes; Pleosporales; Didymellaceae. The record is from RefSeq and is a predicted model, not a curated record. The coding region runs from base 107 to 1054 and encodes 315 amino acids.